GGGUAUGAGUCCAGUGUGAGCGACUCGCUCCAACCCACUGCGCCUCUCAGUCGCUGGGAGCUGCCAUACAAGCAGGUGUCUGAGCAACGUGUGCAACAGAGCAUGUUGUGACAGCCAUGUCUCUGGAGAUGGAGAAGACCAUCACCAAGCUGAUGUACGACUUCCAGAGGAACUCGACCUCUGAUGAUGAUUCCGGUUGCGCUCUGGAGGAAUACGCCUGGGUUCCCCCGGGCCUCAGUCCAGAGCAGGUGCAUCAAUAUUACAACUCUUUUCCUGAAGAGAAGGUUCCAUACAUUAACAGCCCUGGGGAGAAAUAUCGCAUCAAACAACUGCUUCAUCAGCUGCCCCCACAUGACAAUGAGGUUCGUUACUGUAACUCUUUGGAUGAGGAAGAGAAAAGAGAGUUGAAGCUGUUCAGCAACCAGCGCAAGAAGGACAACCUGGGCAGAGGCAACGUCCGUCCUUUCCCCUUAACCAUUAAUGGCGCCAUCUGUGAUAAGUGCGGUGGUCCGGUAAAGGGAGGCGACAUUGUGCUGUUUGCCGCCAGGGCAGUUCAUGGAAAAUGGUGGCACCCAAAUUGCUUUGUCUGCUGCAUGUGCGAGGAAAUGUUGGUGGAUCUCAUCUACUUCCACCAGGAUGGCAAGCUCUACUGUGGCCGGCACCAUGCCGAGAGGCUGAAGCCCCGCUGCUGUGCCUGUGAUGAGAUCAUCUUUGCUGAUGAGUGCACUGAGGCGGAGGGCAGACACUGGCACAUGAAGCACUUCUGCUGCUACGAGUGCGAGACCGCCCUCGGGGGCCAGCGUUACAUCAUGAAGGAUGGACAGCCGCACUGCUGCAACUGCUUCGAGUCUCUUUAUGCAGAGUACUGUGAUGCAUGUGGAGAACAUAUAGGCAUUGACCAAGGCCAGAUGACAUAUGAUGGACAGCACUGGCACGCGACUGAAGAAUGUUUUUGUUGCGCUCAUUGCAAACGUUCUCUACUCGGCCGUCCCUUCCUUCCAAAGCAGGGACAGAUCUUCUGCUCACGCUCCUGUAGUGCCGGACAGGAUCCAGAUGAGUCCGAUUCGUCAGACUCUGCAUUCCAGAGCGCCCGAUCCCGUGAGUCUCGCCACAGCACCAAGAUUGGUAAAAAGGAGCGCAGGAAUGCUGAGCAGGAGCGAAGGAGUGUUGAGGCCCGCCAAUCAGCUCUUCACCCCAUGCCUGACCGUCUGUCAGCUGAAAUUGAUCCACUGACUGUUCAGAUGGACCGUUUAAGUGUAUCAGCCAGCCAGACCCCGAGCAGAACACCUAACCGCACUCCCAGCCGCACUCCAAGCCGCACUCCAAGUCGCGCUCCGAGCCUUAACCAGGUGUGGAUGAGCCGAGAUGACCCUUACGUCCCUGCUGCCUUUGAGGGCCCCCAGCGAGAAUCUUCUCCCACGCCCCCAUCUAUUCAUCUUUUGGGUCAGUGUAAUGCUAGGCAGGGCUACAAUCCCAACUCAAAUGUGCAUCCUCCAGCCCAGAGUCCCGUCAACCCAGGAAAGCGGCCUGAUUCCUGGGGAAAAGAACAAGGCAAAGCAAACAGGACACCAAUGGCUGCCCUGAGGGGUCACUCCUUUAAUGAUAACUGGAUGCACCAUAGCCAGGAUGAGUUCCGGCCCAACAAGUUACGCACCCAAAUGAGUUUCAACGAGAUGUCAAGCCAGAACCAAGGAUUUUCUGACAAAAGGAGCAUUAGCCUGCAUGGAUUCCAGAGAGACGGGAGGCCCCCACUAACCAGAAGAAACCCCAUCAAUGCCAUGAGCUUCAAUGAGCCUCUGACUCCAGUGGAACAGACACCUCGUGGCUCCGUGGACUCCCUCACUGUGUCGAAUGCUACAGGCAAAUCUCUGGAUGGGGUCAGCAAGCGUCAGGAGAAUUUGUCCAGGUUCUCCAUGCCUGACCUGAGCAAGGAUUCAGGUGUAAACGUGUCUGAAAAGAGCAACAUGGGAACGCUUAGCUCUUCAGUCCAGUUCCAUAGUACAGAGUCUCUGUCCUCUUCUCGUCCCUUUAACAACAACAUGUACACCCCACACAGCGUGGGCUACCCACUGCAGUACUGGGAUGGCCCACGGCCACUGGGUUUUGAUAGCAAAGGUCAUGUUGGGGUUAUGGGAAGCAGUGGGAACUUGCGGAUGGCUCCCAUGAGUGACAGAAUACCCCGCCGACUCAUAAACGGGCAGGAACUCUCAUCCCAGAAUCAACAGCCUCAACCGAGACAUCGCAAACACCAUCGGGGAAGCGGGCAACACCGCAGCGCGCGCCACCACAAACGCUCCCGUCGUUCUCGCUCUGACAACGCGCUGCACCUGGUAACUGACCGACCUACUCAAAUGGUGGAGCUGCCCUACCAUCGUGUCCAGGAGGAUUACGAUCGCCUCUCUUCUGGUCACGCUGCUAGGGAGUUGUUUGGGCCGGAGCCAGGCGGAUUCCGACAACAACCCCAUCGGCCGUGUCCCCGCACCACUUCUGAUCUCACCCUGCAAAAUGCUGGCUGGCAGCCUGUUGGGUUGGGUGGGCCACGCUGGCACGAUGGGCACAUGCAAGCCGCCGACCCAUGGUGCUCCAGCUGCUCCUCUUCCUCUGAAUCGGAGGAAAACGAGGGCUACUUCAUGGGGGAACCCAUCCCUCGGCCCGUGCAGCUGUGCUACAUCAACAACGAGGAGCUACGCCAUCGCUACAGCCCCUCUGCAAUGGGCGGCCACCACGGACCUCUGCACGGACCCAUUCAUGGCCAGCUCCAUGCCCGCCAGAGGAGGAAGAGCAAAAACUGCAUCAUUUCAUAAAUUUAGAAAUAAAUUAUGAUGCGGGCACAAGUAGGGAUGUGAAGGAGAUAAAAGAGACAGGGGAGGAGACAAUAAAAGCAACAGAGAGUGGGUAGCUGAGUGUGAGAUAGUGACAGAUAACAGUGUGUGCGUGUGUGUGUGUGUGUGUGUGUGUGUGUGUGUGUGUGUGUGUGUGUGUGUAGGGGUGGACGGAAAGAGGCCUAUUUUUCAUGCUGUGAGGUUACACAACUCGGUAGUGUUUGUGUACACCUACACAGAAUGAUUUAACAACAAGAGGAAGCUCAGUUGUCUUACACAACACAAAACAAAAAGAAUGUUUACACUGAACCUCUGAUGGUACCAAGAAGCACUGCUUAAUUAGACUACUAAAUAUGAAUGUGGUCAAGGUAAAUAAGACGUCUGUGUGUGUCUGUGCUUGUGUCCAUGUUCUAGGGAGAUUGAACAAUGAAUUCCUUAACAGGUCAAAAGGGAACUGCAGUGGUGUCACAGCUCACAGGUCUCACAAAGCCUUUGGCAUUAAAUGUAUCAAUGUGGACAAUGCAGAAGUUGUGUCGGGCAGGUGAAAGCUCCAUGCUAGAUUCCAAGCUGUCAUUGUUUUACCUCACUGGAAUCUAAAUGCGGCUGGAAUAUAGUUUUAGCUUGCUAGCCCAGUUAGCACCAUGUACAAAUAGUCUGUUGAACUUUGUGCUCUGCAUAGCCAACUCUCCAUGCUUUACCAAGGACAGAGCGCCAGGUGGCCUAUACAAACAGCAGCCCAUACUAUGGGGUGUCGUUUGUAAAGCUGCUCACGCCAAAAAUAACGGCAACAUUUUAGCUUCAA
Molecule: messenger RNA, 3624 nt
Organism: Phycodurus eques (leafy seadragon)
Lineage: Eukaryota; Metazoa; Chordata; Actinopteri; Syngnathiformes; Syngnathidae
Product: prickle-like protein 2
Exons: 9
Coding region: 117-2804 (895 amino acids)
Molecular function (GO): zinc ion binding
Source: RefSeq, a predicted model, not a curated record